This is a messenger RNA of Syngnathoides biaculeatus (alligator pipefish), 4325 nucleotides long. It is a transcript of the gene srebf1, whose product is annotated as sterol regulatory element binding transcription factor 1. Gene Ontology annotation, biological process: regulation of transcription by RNA polymerase II. Gene Ontology annotation, molecular function: protein dimerization activity; RNA polymerase II cis-regulatory region sequence-specific DNA binding; DNA-binding transcription factor activity, RNA polymerase II-specific. NCBI's taxonomy places the organism in Eukaryota, Metazoa, Chordata, Actinopteri, Syngnathiformes, Syngnathidae. The record is from RefSeq and is a predicted model, not a curated record. Gene Ontology annotation, cellular component: nucleus. The transcript is spliced from 19 exons. Bases 328 to 3744 code for a protein of 1138 amino acids.
CGCCGGGGCACCGGGCCAAUGCGGAAGCAACGGGCAUAUCCUGGGCUGUGAUUGGCUGGAUGACCCGCCCGUCAUCGUCGAGCGAGGAUUGUCGCUUUGCCAGUGCGCCAAGUCGUCGAUGGGCUUCAGUGUUUGGCUUGACAAGUUUGCGUCAACUAGCGCGAGGCCGACAUUCAGCAGUUAGUUGACAGAUCGGAAAACAACAACAGCAGCAAUUAUAGCGCUCAAGACUGUGGCAAAUGUAGGCACACGAGACGCUUCCGAAUAUUCGCCCCCCCCCCCCCAACAUUUUACACUGAGCGGGAUAUCCUAAAAACAAGAGCAGAGAUGAACAGUUUGUCGUUUGACGACCCUUCGUUGGAUCAUCUGGAUCCGACAUUGUCGCUGAACGACCCCAGCGAUAUUGACACGGCCCUCUUAAGCGACAUUGACGACAUGCUGAAGCUCCUCAUCCACCAGGAAGGGGACCUGGGAGGCCUCUUUGACAACCCCCCAUACGAAGGAUCCGCCACCAAUCAGGAACUUUUGUGCCCGCCGUCGUCCGCGACGCCCCUGAAUGCCACCGCUACACCUCCAUCCGCUUCUUCCUCCUCCUCGUCCAUCCUCAGCAGCAGCCCCCACCUGGAUGCGCUCCUGGGCCCCCCCAUUUCCCGCAGCUCAUCCAGCCCGGACAAGGCCUUUCAGCCUCCCACCUUUCAGCAGUGCCCCCUGGCCCAGGUGCCCCUCUCUCCCCCGCCGCCACAGCCCAAAGCGGAACCUUCCCGGACCGUCGUGGCUCAGACCGCUCCGGGCCUCGCGGCGUCACCCGGUGGCUCGCCGCUACCGAUCCCCGCAUAUAGCGGCACCCCCCCAAAUGCGGCCCAGCCUCCAAAGCAGCCGCAGACGCAAGUUGAGGCCCAGACUCCGAGCAGAGGCCAGAACGGCUACGCAGCCAGCAACGUGAGCCAGCCGGCCGCCACGGUGUCGCCGAAGGUUCGGCCGGCGGCCGUUCAGACUCCGUCGCAAGGGGCGACCGCCGCCUCGCCCCCGCCGGCCGCGGCAGGAAGUCCCCCCGUUCAGACGCUCGCGUCUCAAGUGCAACAAGUUCCCCUGAUACUGCAGCCGCACUUCAUCAAAGCGGAGUCUGUGCUGUUGACCACGCUGAAACACGACCCCUGCAUGGUGACCACCGUGGCCUCACCCACAUCUCUGGUCACCACCACGCCGGUGCAGAGCGCGUCGCUGCAGGCUUUUGUGGGCGGGGGCACCUUCCUGACGACCGUGCCCGUCGUGGUGGAUGCCGAGAAGCUGCCGAUCAACCGCAUCAUCAACAACGGCAAGGCGGGCGGCCCCCCGGCCAAGGGCGAGAAGCGCACGGCUCACAACGCCAUCGAGAAGCGAUACCGUUCGUCCAUCAACGACAAAAUCAUUGAGCUCAAAGACUUGGUGGCGGGCACCGAGGCCAAGCUGAAUAAGUCAGCCGUGUUGAGGAAAGCCAUCGACGUGAUCCGUUUCCUGCAGCAGUCCAAUCGGAAGCUGAAGCAGGAGAACCUGGCGCUGAAAAUGGCAGCCCAGAAGAACAAGUGUCUGAAGGACCUGGUGGUCGCCAUGGAGGUGGACGGCCCGGCCGACGUGAAGACCGAGCUGCCCACCCCGCCCGCGUCGGACGUGGGCUCGCCCUCUUCGUUCUCGCAUUGUGCCAGUGAUUCGGAACCCGACAGCCCGAUGGGAGACGACACCAAGCCACACGUGGGCACGCCGGACCCGUCGGCCACAGGCGGCAUGCUGGACCGCUCCCGCAUGGCGCUGUGCGCUUUCACCUUCCUCUUCGUCUCCCUCAACCCUUUGGCCAACCUGCUGUACUCACCCGCCGGCGGCACGGCGGCCGGCGACGUGCCCGGCGCCGCCCACCACGCCAGAAGGAGCGUUCUAGGCUUUGACAUCGCAGCCGACUCGUGGGGCUGGAUGGACUGGAUGCUCCCGACGAUCCUGGUGUGGCUCCUGAACGGCAUCUUGGUGUCGGGAGUUCUGAUCCGACUUCUGGUGUACGGAGAGCCCGUGACCAGACCUCAUUCCGGAUCUUCUGUCUUGUUUUGGAGGCACCGCAAGCAGGCAGACCUGGACCUGGCGAGGGGGGAUUUUGCCCAGGCCAGUCAGAACCUUUGGACUUGUCUGAAAGCUCUGGGUCGCCCCUUACCCACCUCCCAGCUGGACUUGGCCUGCGCCUCGCUGUGGUCGCUCCUCAGGUUCUGGCUUCAGCGCCUGUGGGUGGGCCGCUGGCUGGCCGCAAGGGCGGGAGGGCUGCGAUCGGACCGCCCCCUGCAGGAAGACGCUCGCAAGAGCAGCCGAGACGCCGCUCUGGUGUACCUCCGCCUGCACCAGCUGCACAUGACAGGUAAACUGAACGGCAACCACCUGGCGGCCACGCACAUGGCCCUCAGCGCGGUCAACCUGGCGGAGUGCGCCGGCUCGUGCCUGCCCGUGGCUUCGCUGGCCGAGGUCUACGUGUCCGCGGCGCUCCGCGUCAAAGCCAGCCUGCCGAGGAUCCUGCACUUCACCUCUCGUGUUUUCCUGAGCAGCGCGCGUCAAGCGUGCCUGUCGUCCAGCGGUCACGUGCCCCCCGCCAUGCAGUGGCUCUGCCACCCCCUUGGGCACCGCUUCUUCGUGGACGGAGACUGGGCCAUCCGCAGCGUCCCCAAAGAGAGCAUCUACAGCCAGGCCGGCAACACCGUGGACCCUUUGGCCCAGGUGACUCAAGCCUUCCGAGAACACCUCCUGGAAAAGGCUCUUUACUGCGUGGCCCAGCCCAAAGGGGAGAAAAGCCCCAGUCAGGGUGACGGGGAGUACGCCGACGCCCUGGAGUAUCUGCAGCUGCUGAUUAGCGCCUCCGACGCGGCCGGUGCCACGUCCCACUCCUUUGCCAUCGGAUCCAACAUGGCCACCGUGACGGGCUGCGACCCCCACUCCAAGUGGUGGUCCUCCGUCGCCGUGGUGAUCAUCAACUGGCUGCAAGGCGACGACGCGGCGGCGGAGAGGCUGUAUCCGACCGUGGAGCGUCUGCCGCGGACCCUGCAGAGCGCCGAGAGUCUGCUGCCCCAGGCUUGCUUCAACACCUUCCGAGCCGUGCGGGCUCUGCUGUCCAAGCCGGAAAACUGUCAGUUGAGCCUGAGCCGCAGCGACAAGGCCGGCGCCCUCCUCCGGGACGGCCUCAACUUGGGCCCGCACUCCCACAGCUCCGCGUUAGACAAGGUCGUCCAGUUGCUGCUGUGUGACCUGCUACUCGUGAUGAGGACCAACGUGUGGCAUCUUCAGCAGCAGUGGCAGGCGGCGGCGGGGGUCCAGCAGGCCUCGCCGCCCGAGCUCCAAGGAUUUCAGCAGGACCUCAGCUCCUUACGCAAGCUGGCGCAGAGCUUCCGGCCGGCCAUGCGGCGAUUGUUCCUUCACGAAGCCACCGCCCGCCUGAUGGCGGGCGCCAGUCCCACCCGCACGCAUCAGCUGCUGGACCGCUCGCUGCGGCGCAGGGCCACGCCUGGAGCAAAGACAGAAGAGUGCGAGACGCGGCCGGGCCGGCGCGAGCAAGCGGAGGCGGUGAUGCUGGCGUGCCGCUACCUGCCCCCGUCUUUCCUGUCGGCGCCGGGCCAGCGGGCGGGCAUGCUGGCCGACGCGGCCCGCACGCUGGAGAAACUGGGCGACAAGCGCACGCUUCACGACUGCCAGCAGAUGAUCAUCAAGCUGGGCGGCGGGACCACCGUCACCAACAGCUAGAGACGGCCAAAACGGACUCCCGGGCGCUCCGUGAGGUCGUCGUCUUGGUCGCGGCGGCAGCGGCUUAUGAGCACAAUCUCGGAAGUGUUUGGUUUCUUCUUUCCCCGGAGUGGCAGUUCAGGGCAGUGCCGCGUUUGACCUCAGAGAGGCGCCACCGCCCGUUCUUUUGGGAGGAAAACGACCAUAUUUGGUCAAUCUGCACUUCGGUGAGCCGCUUCGUUUUUUCGACAUGUACAUAGAAUACCACGAAUAAUGUAUUUAUGAUCUGUAUGGAUUUGGAUUGGGCGUUAUUUGGCAUACGCGGGAUGCCAAAAUUCGAGGUGACCUUUGGCCCGUGCCGCUCGUGAAAAGUUGCAUUUCAUCCGUGCGACUAAAAAAAAAAAAAAUCACUUGAUUUUUUUUUUUCUCCCAAAGAGGACUUUGUUUCCUGGGGGGGGGAUGUUACCAAAAAAAAAAAAGUUAUUGUUUUUGUUGCAGGAUAGAGUAUUAUUCAACAGCAAAAAUGCGUUUGUGGGUCUUCCCUCACGUAUUUUCUUCUCGUGAUCAUAUCGACAUUAAAAAGACUUUUUGGAGUAAAAUGA